AUGUCGGCGAAAGCAUUAAAGGCACUCAAAGCCAAACGAACCGCAAUAAAGGCGCAGUGCACGCGCGCGCGGAACGCCAUAGACACCAUAGAUCCACAAGCAGUGGAUAUUGCAUACGUAAAGCAGCGAAAGGAGAAAUUCACCACUUACUGGUGUCAAUUCAAUGAAUUGCAACUGCAAAUUGUCGAGCUUUUGGAGCUUUCGAAUGAUUUGGAAAACGUCGACCAACUCAAGAUCGAAGAAGAAACUGAAUGUGCGAACUUCGAAGAAGGUUAUUUCUGCACUGCCGGUAAGAUUGACGCUCUGUUAGCCUCUUCGUGCAACCUUGCAACCGCGAGUGCAUCGCGCGAUCAAGGUUAUGUGCAUGACAUCAGUCAAGUUCAUUUACCGAAAAUUGCAAUACCUAAAUUCAGUGGUAAUUACGAGGAUUGGUAUCCCUUUUACAACACGUUUGAAUCUAUGAUUCACUUGAAUCCAAAACUAACAAACAUUCAGCGUUUCCACUACCUAAUCUCCUCGCUCGAGGGUGAUGCCGCGCACGUUAUCAAGUCAAUACAGAUCACUUCUGAUAAUUACCGCGAGGCUUUAGAAUUAUUGAAACAACGAUUCGACGACAAAUCUAUCAUUUCCCAAGAACACAUCAAGUCGUUAUUCAAUCUGCCUGUUGUCCCAAAAAGAGAUCAUGUAGCAUUGAGAAAGUUAGUGGAUGACGUGCUGCGUCAUUUACACGCCCUGACUAGCUUGGGCAGGCCAGCUGAUCAGUGGGACGACCUCAUUAUCCAUCUAAUCAUUACAAAAUUAGAUUCAAAUCUCAUUAGUGACUGGAAGGAUCACGUCUUGCCAGGUGAGUUGCCCACACUAAGGCAGCUCACCGAUUUUCUGUCACAAAAAUGCAAAACAAUAGCAAUCGUAUCCAGCAAGAUCGUCAAUGACACAAUGACGUCGAAUUCACGUAAACCUAAUAAAAGCUCUAGUUCUCAUGUAUCCGCCUCUACUGUCUGUUGCGCUUAUUGUAAAGAAAAACAUCACAUUUUUCAAUGUCCAAAUUUCUUAAAGUUGUCAUGUGAAGACAGGAUCAAACAAGCCAGAGUCAGACGACUAUGUCUCAACUGCCUGCGUUCCGCCUCUCAUCAAGCCAAGGAUUGUAGGUCGUCUACAUGUCAAACGUGCAGUAAGAAGCACAACACACUGUUGCACAUACAGGAGAAAUCGCAGGCGGACACACAAUCUACAAAUCAACUUAGUCAAGCAAGCAAUUCGGGCACCGUCGUUUUAGCGCAUCAUGUCACUCCAGAUAAGUACCAACAGGUUAUAUUAUCCACAGCAGUCGUCAAUGUUUAUGAUCAACACGGCAAUACGCAUACUUGUCGAAUAUUACUGGAUUCAGGAUCUCAAUCCAACUUUAUUACCAAUAGUCUUGCCAAUGAGCUCAAGCUCGCUCGGACCCGAGCUAACAUGUCUGUCACAGGGAUAGAUAAGUCUCAAACACACUCUAAUCAUACAGUUAACGUAAAAUUCAAAUCCGUUCAUACAUCAUUUUCGCAAAACAUUGAAUGUCAUGUGCUAAACAGUAUCACAGGAAAACUACCUCCGGUGCACGUCAAUCUCAACAAUUUCAAGAUACCGAGCAACAUACGAUUAGCUGAUCCCCAUUUCCACAUACCGGGCUCCAUAGAUAUGCUUAUAGGCGCUGAGAUGUUUUGGCAACUGUUAUGCGUGGGACAAAUACGCAUCCACCAGAACCUACCUAUACUACAAAGGACCCAGCUCGGCUGGAUCGUCGAUGGCAAGACAUACAAUGAUGGUCCGGUAGGGUCCGAGGUCUGUACCUUGUCAACUAAUCAACAGAUCAACCAAGCAGUGAACAAGUUCUGGGAAAUGGAGUUCAUCACCAAUAAAAUGUCUUUCAAUCCUGACGAAAGAAAUUGCAUGGAGCGCUUCGCCGAGACUACUACAAGGAAUGCAGGCGGACGUUUCAUCGUGCAAAUGCCUGUCAAGGAGGCCAAGUUACGACAACUUGGUGAAUCUCGCAAUACAGCAUUGAACAGAUUCCUCAGUUUGGAACGCAAAUUACACAAGCAACCAAGGCUGAAGGAGCAAUACGUACUCUUCAUGAACGAAUACUUAGCUCUGGGUCAUAUGGAACGCAUCACCAUCGAACAAGAAAUGGCACUCACUCCGCGCUACUAUAUCCCUCAUCACGCUGUAUUAAAGGGCAGCAGCCUAACCACUAAGUUGCGUGUGGUGUUCGAUGCGUCGUGUAAAAGCAGCACCGGCAUUUCGCUCAAUGAGUGCCUCUCAGUAGGACCCAUUCUGCAAGAAGAUCUGUUCUCGAUCUUACUACGCUUUCGUACCUUCCAGUAUGUCAUUACGGCUGACAUUACCCAAAUGUAUCAUCAAAUAUUAAUAGACGAAUCGCAAACACCGCUUCAAACAAUUCUCUGGCGUACUGAUUCAAGCGAAAAGAUAGCAGCAUUUGAAUUGAAAACUGUGACAUACGGCACAGCAUGUGCAUCCUUUCUGGCCGUGAGAGCUAUGCAGGAGUUAGCCAACACAUACGCCUCAACCUACUCAGUGGGUUCGAGCGCUAUCAUCAAUGACUUCUAUGUCGAUGACUUAUUGUCAGGAGCCAAUACUGAGCAAGAAAUUAGAGUCCUACGGAAUGAAACCAUCAAGAUACUAAACUCGGGAGGUUUCCAUCUCAGAAAAUGGGCGUCCAAUUGCCCUAAGCUAUUAGAGGACGUACCUCAUGCCGACAUCUGCGAGCCCAUUCACUUCAUUAACACAAACGAAGAGGUGUCUACGUUGGGCAUGCUUUGGAACACAAAAACCGACGAUCUUCAAUAUCAUAUCAAUCCCUCUGAUCACACCAGGAUAACCAAACGGAGCAUGUUGUCUGUGCUAUCAAGAAUAUUUGAUCCUCUAGGACUUUUAGGUCCUAUAACGCUUGCAGCCAAGAUUCUUAUAUAG
Messenger RNA from Trachymyrmex cornetzi, 2970 nucleotides. RefSeq lists its product as uncharacterized. The record is from RefSeq and is a predicted model, not a curated record. The coding region runs from base 1 to 2970 and encodes 989 amino acids. The transcript is spliced from 2 exons. Lineage: Eukaryota; Metazoa; Arthropoda; Insecta; Hymenoptera; Formicidae.